CUCUCUCUCUAGGCGGGUAGUGAUGGAGAGAGUAUUGGGAACUGUCCAUUCUCCCAGCGUCUCUUCAUGAUCCUGUGGCUGAAGGGAGUGGUCUUCAAUGUAACCACCGUCGACCUCAAGAGGAAGCCAGCUGACCUUCAUAACCUAGCCCCAGGGACCCAUCCUCCCUUCCUGACAUUUAAUGGAGAGGUGAAGACAGACAUCAACAAGAUAGAAGAGUUCCUGGAGGAUGUACUGGCUCCACCCAAGUAUCCUAAGUUGGCAGCCAAGCAGAGAGAGUCCAACACAGCUGGAAACAACAUCUUUGCCAAGUUCUCAGCGUACAUCAAGAACACCAAGCCUGAAGCUAAUGAUGUCCUGGAGAAGGGUCUGCUGAAGGCACUGAAGAAGUUAGAUGACUACCUGGCUGGUCCCCUCCCAGAGGAGAUCGAUGCAGACAGCAUGGAGGAGGAGAGGGGGUCCACAAGACGCUUCCUGGAUGGAGAUGAGCUUACCCUGGCUGACUGCAACCUACUGCCCAAACUACAUAUAGUCAAGGUGGUUGCUAAGAAGUAUCGUAACUAUGAGAUUCCGUCUGAGCUGGAUGGGGUGUGGCGCUAUCUGAAGAAUGCCUACACACGAGACGAGUUCACCAACACCUGCGCUGCCGACAACGAGAUAGAGAUGGCUUACCUGGAUGUGGCCAAGAGACUGGAGAAGUGACCUUUAACCCCUAACCUCUAACCUACAACCAUGAUUUUUAACCCCUUGACACCUAAUCCCUGACCUCUAACCCCUGUCCUCUAACCUACAAGCCUGAU
Molecule: messenger RNA, 800 nt
Organism: Oncorhynchus gorbuscha (pink salmon)
Lineage: Eukaryota; Metazoa; Chordata; Actinopteri; Salmoniformes; Salmonidae
Product: chloride intracellular channel protein 5-like
Exons: 5
Coding region: 67-702 (211 amino acids)
Source: RefSeq, a predicted model, not a curated record